AUGGCUGAACCCGUUGUCUCCACCAUCUUGACACAAUUGGCAUUGCUAACAAGUCAAGAGCUAAAACUACUUUGGGGUGUUGAUAAAGAAGUUGAAAAACUCAUCAGCAAUUUCCAGGCCAUUCAAGCUGUAAUUGAAGAUGCGGAGUAUAGACAAGUGAAGGAGUUGGCUGUGCGACAUUGGUUGGAUAAACUCAAGGAGGUGUCGUAUGACAUUGAUGAUGUGUUGGAUAAGUGGAUCACAACAAGCAAAAAAUUCCAAAUGAAGAAAGUUGAAAACGCUUCCAAGCUUUGGAAAAAGGUGAGCAUCUCGUUUGAUUGCUUUUUUUGCAAGAAAGUUUCCUUACGUCAUGAAAUUGCUUUUAGUAUAAGAGAUCUAAAGGAAACACUUGAUACCAUUGCCAUGGAAAAGAACAGUUUCAAUUUUAGCCCAACUGUGAGCACUAGUACUCAAUUAGAACACAAAAUUACUACCUCUUUUAUUGAUUUAUUAGAGGUUCAAGGAAGAGAUGAUUAUAAGAAUACUUUGAUAAACUUAUUAUUGAUUGAGAGUAGUCAAGCUCCAAUCAUUCAUAUUAUUUCUAUUGUAGGAAUGGGAGGGAUUGGUAAGACAACUCUAGCUCGAAUAGCAUUUAAUGAUGAUAAAGUGAACACCCAUUUCGAUAAGAAAAUAUGGGUUUGUGUGUCUGUUCCUUUUGUUGAGACUAAUAUUGCAAAAGCAAUUCUUGAAUCUCUUACUGAUGUUGCACCAAACGUAAGUGAAUUAGAAACUAUGCUAAGAAAAAUACGUCAAUCCUUAGAAGGAAAAAAAUUUCUUCUUGUCCUAGAUGAUGUGUGGACUGAAACUCCCGAUGAUUGGAAACAAUUAAAGAAUUCUCUUAAAUGUGCUUCUAAGGGUAGUAAAAUUAUCAUGACCACACGUAAGGAGAGUACUGCAAAAAUAAUGGGAGCCACAAAUAUGAUCCCAUUAGGAAAGUUAUCUGAUAAUGAAUCAUGGUUGUUGUUUACUCAAAUUGCAUUUUUUGGAAAGACCAAGGAAAAGUGCGAAAAAUUUAUAGAUAUUGGUAGAAAGAUAGUAGAUAAGUGCAAAGGGUUGCCUCUUGCUUUAAAGACUUUAGGAAGUCUCUUGAGCUUAAAAUCAGAAGUUGAAGAAUGGCAACGCGCUUUAGAUAGUAAUUUAUGGGGAAUAGAUAAGAUAGAAGCAGAACUCUUCCCCACUUUGCUUUUGAGCUAUUAUGAUUUGUCUUCUAUACUAAAAAAAUGCCUUUCAUAUUGUGCCUUAUUUCCAAAAGAUUAUGUGAUAGAAAAAGAUGCAUUAAUCAAACUAUGGAUGGCUCAAGGGUAUCUAGGAAAUGAAGAAAUGGAAUUAGUUGGUGAAAAAUAUUUUAAUACAUUGGUAAUGCGCUCUUUCUUUCAAGAUUUUGAAAAAAGUGAAUACGAUAAUAAUAUUAUCCGAUGCAAGAUGCAUGAUAUAGUGCAUGAUUGUAUUCAAUCUAUUGCAAAGAAUGAGUGUUCUUAUAUAGAAUUUGAGAGUCCUACAAUGCCUCAAUUUGAGAUUUCGACGAAAAGUAUUCGACAUGUAUUGAUAAAAUUGUCCUCAAUUCCUCCCUAUAUUCUUAAUCUUAAACUACGUAGCCUUGUUGUUGAAACUGAAAGGAAUGAUUUUACAUUAAACACAUCAUUAUCUAAGAAGUUGACAUGUCUAAGAACGUUAGCUUUGAAUUUAGGAUGGGGGAAAGCUAAUUUGGAAGGAAUAAAAAAUCUGAUACAUUUGAGGCACUUUGAGUUGCAUAGUAUUACUACAGUAAUAUUGUCUGAGGCAUUAUGUGAUUUAUAUAAUUUACGAACCUUGGAUCUCACUGGUUGUUGGAAUUUGAGAAAGCUAGCCCAAGGAAUAGGAAAGUUGGUAAAUUUGAGGCAUUUGUUAAUUCUUAGGACUUUCUCUUUAGAGUACAUUCCAAAAGGAGUAGAGAGAUUGAGUUGUCUAAGGACAUUAAACAAAUUUAUUAUUGCCGGUGAUGGCUACAAUAAGAAAGCAUGUACAAGUCUUGAUUGUUUGAAGAACUUGAAACUGAAUCAAAGGUCUUUAGAGUUAGAAUUGGGAAAUGUGAGGGAUAUUAAUGCGCUUAAACUUGCAUAUUUAGAGAGUAUGAAAAAUCUACUUGAUCUGGUAUUAAGAAAAUGGCGUCACAUCAACAUUGCCUUUCCCAAAUUGAAAGUCCUUCGUUUCGGCUAUCUAACGGAAUGGAAAGAGUGGCAUUUUGAGACAUCAGAAUAUACAGAUGAAGAUAGUACAAUUUUUGAGACAUCAGAAUGUAUAGAUGAAGAUAUUACGAUCAUGCCUUAUCUUCAUUUCUUGUCAAUGAUAGACUGUCCUGAAUUAAAGGCAAUUCCCGAUCAAAUUCUUCGAACGCCAACACUGCAACAUUUAGAAAUCUCUGACUGCGAUAUUCUAAGAGAAAGUUACAAGACAGAAGAUGGAAGGAGCAAAUUCUCUCACAUCCCAAAGAUCACAAUUGAUUAA
This is a messenger RNA of Mangifera indica (mango), 2523 nucleotides long. Its product is annotated as putative disease resistance protein RGA3. The transcript is spliced from 2 exons. Bases 1 to 2523 code for a protein of 840 amino acids. Lineage: Eukaryota; Viridiplantae; Streptophyta; Magnoliopsida; Sapindales; Anacardiaceae. The record is from RefSeq and is a predicted model, not a curated record. Gene Ontology annotation, molecular function: ADP binding. Gene Ontology annotation, biological process: defense response to other organism.